CUUCCGCUUGCUUCACAGCACACCCUCGCCAACACACGCUCGCUUUCUGACCCCUCACAAUCCUCCGAUAUUCACCAUGGUUCGCAUCUUCUCUGCCGUUGCUGUUGCUCUCUUAGCGAUCGCCCCCAUCUUCGCCGCACCCGUCAUGCAAGCAAGGACCGUGUCUUCUAACCUAUCCGGAUACUUGCACAACAUCGGUAGCCAUAUCUCUUCGGACUGGCGCUCGAGCUCCUCUGAGACCAUCAUUGUAAACUCAAUGGUCGAGUCUUUGGUCUUGGAAACCGUUUCCGAGAAUGUAGUUGAGGAGAGCGACAUCCAGGAGAUCAUCUCCGAAAUGUCUUCAUUCGGGAUCGACAUUGACCAGUCCGACAUCGUGAACAUUAUCCAAAGCGACAUGGUGAACGUCAGCGAAGAGGAGAUCGUCGUCCAGAUGUUGGAGCAGAUCAUGAGCGUUGUCUCUGUCAACUCUGAGUCCAUCAGCUCGAGCUCUGGGUUGGUCAGCUCGAGCUUCGGUGUCUAGUGCCGCUGAUUGCAUGUCAUUUGACGAUGGAGUGUUUCUGGCGUACAUUUUCUGCUGGGCUAUGGACAUUUUGGGGCCAUUAUAAUACUGUUUCCUGGGCCUCCAUUACCAUCUCUACAACCCUGUUCAUAGUACCUGCCGGUUAUUGAACAUAUGGCGCACGAGCAAAGCUCCUAAC
Messenger RNA from Punctularia strigosozonata HHB-11173 SS5, 698 nucleotides. RefSeq lists its product as uncharacterized. The record is from RefSeq and is a predicted model, not a curated record. The coding region runs from base 77 to 520 and encodes 147 amino acids. The transcript is spliced from 5 exons. NCBI's taxonomy places the organism in Eukaryota, Fungi, Basidiomycota, Agaricomycetes, Corticiales, Punctulariaceae.